Molecule: messenger RNA, 972 nt
Organism: Balearica regulorum gibbericeps (East African grey crowned-crane)
Lineage: Eukaryota; Metazoa; Chordata; Aves; Gruiformes; Gruidae
Source: RefSeq, a predicted model, not a curated record
AUAAUUUCAAAAUAUCCCUUUUUUUGUAAUCUUUUUGUCCUUAGGACUUUAUCUACCAGUGAUGAUGUUGAGGACCGAGAGACUGAGAAAGGACGCCUGGAAGAAGCUUAUGAGACAUGUGACCGGGAUUUGGAUGAACUCAUUGUCCAGCACUACACCGAGCUCACCACUGCGAUCCGCACUUACCAGAGCAUCACAGAGCGCAUCACCAACUCGCGCAACAAGAUCAAACAGGUGAAGGAGAAUCUGCUGUCGUGCAAGAUGCUGCUGCACUGCAAGCGGGAUGAGUUGCGCAAGCUGUGGAUUGAAGGGAUUGAGCACAAACAUGUCCUGAAUUUGCUGGAUGAGAUUGAGAACAUCAAGCAGGUGCCUCAGAAGCUGGAACAGUGCAUGGCCAGCAAGCACUACCUCAAUGCAACAGACAUGCUGGUGUCAGCAGUGGACUCCUUGGAGGGUCCCCUUCUUCAGGUGGAGGGAUUGAGUGAUCUGAGACUGGAGCUCCACAGUAAGAAGAUGAACAUGCACUUAGUCCUUAUAGAUGAAUUACACCGUCAUCUUUACAUCAAAUCGACUAAUAGAGUAGGACAACGCAACAAGGAGAAAGGGAGAAUAAGUUCACUUGUGAAAGAUGCCACUUCUGUACCUCUCAUGGAUGUUACUAACUUGUCUACACCUCGAAAGUUCCUUGAAACUUCCCAGUUCAAUACUCCUGGAAGCUCCAACAUGAGAGAAACAAGCCUUCUGGAAAUUAAAGAAGACACAGAACUGGAUCCAGAGGAGAACAGCACGGUCUUCAUGGGCAUACUCAUCAAAGGGCUGGCCAAGCUGAAAAAAAUCCCUGAAACAGUGAAAGCCAUCCAGGAUCGCUUAGAACAAGAACUCAAGCAGAUUGUUAAGCGAUCCACAACCCAGGUGGCAGACAAUGGUUACCAGAGAGGGGAGAAUCUUUCCCAGGAAAAUCAGCCUAGGUAA